Messenger RNA from Eufriesea mexicana, 882 nucleotides. RefSeq names its product RNA exonuclease 4. The transcript has 2 exons. Gene Ontology annotation, cellular component: nucleus. The record is from RefSeq and is a predicted model, not a curated record. Lineage: Eukaryota; Metazoa; Arthropoda; Insecta; Hymenoptera; Apidae. Bases 1 to 882 code for a protein of 293 amino acids. Gene Ontology annotation, biological process: rRNA processing. Gene Ontology annotation, molecular function: 3'-5' exonuclease activity; nucleic acid binding.
AUGGAUUUCUUAAUUUUCAUAGUGUGUUGUAUUGUUAUAGUAUUAUUUAUGAGCAAAAGCGAAGAACAGAAGAAAUCAUGCCGUUCUAAGAAGUCUGGUAGUAAGCAAAUUAUGGCUGAAAAGUACAGAAAAAAUUCUCAACGUAUAAUUCCACACACGGAACGUAAUGCAUCUGGUCGAAAUUGGGAAAUGUUUAAAAGUUUAGUAUUUAAUUCAUCGCUUUUAAAUUCAGAUUCUUCUAGUAAAGAGCAAGUAAAGAAAAAGUCAUAUUCUCAUCAAAAGUCUAGAAAAAAACAUCAUGCUUCUGUAUCCAACGUGGCUCAUAUACUAACAACUAAUGAGGAAGAAGUAGUUUAUGAUGAAAGUAAAAAAAAACUGACAAAACAAGUAGCAAUGGAUUGUGAAAUGGUAGGCAUAGGAGAUGGCACAGAAAGUAUGGUAGCUAGAGUAUCCAUUGUAAAUCGUCAUGGCUUUUGUGUUUAUGACAAAUAUGUAAAACCAAGAGAACCUGUUCAAGAUUACAGAACUAAAGUUAGUGGUAUUAGGCCUCAUAAUCUUCGAAAUGGAGAAGAAUUUGAGAUUGUGCAAAAAGAAGUAGCAGAAAUUUUAACAGACCGUAUUUUAAUUGGUCAUGCAAUAAAAUAUGAUCUUGAUGUACUAUAUCUAUCUCAUCCAAGAAGAUAUUUACGAGAUACUUCUACAUUCAAAAUAUUCAGGCAAUUAUGUCGAGGAAAUACUCCUAGUUUGAAGAAACUUACACAUGAGUUAUUAGGUAGAGAAAUACAAACAGGAGAACAUAAUUCAAUUGAAGAUGCAAAAGCUGCAAUGCAACUAUAUAUGUUGUACAGAAAUAAGUGGGAAUCUGAAUUUUAUUCUAAAUGA